Erigeron canadensis is the source of this 3179-nucleotide messenger RNA. Its product is annotated as glutamate receptor 3.5-like. Gene Ontology annotation, molecular function: glutamate-gated receptor activity. Lineage: Eukaryota; Viridiplantae; Streptophyta; Magnoliopsida; Asterales; Asteraceae. The transcript has 7 exons. Gene Ontology annotation, cellular component: plasma membrane. The coding region runs from base 219 to 3017 and encodes 932 amino acids. The record is from RefSeq and is a predicted model, not a curated record.
UCUACCCGAGAGGUGUAGACUUAUUUAGUAGUAUGACAGUAAAUGGAUUAACUUAAAGAUUAAAGUUUUGUCUUUCUUUCUACUUCCUACAACAAUCACUUUCUCAUCAUUUUAAUAUAGUUUAUGAGGUUUUAUUAGGACAAUAUAUGGCUGAUAUAGUUUAAUAAGCUCAAAUUUCUGAAGGGGUCUGUCAAAGAUUGGAAAUUUAUGUGUCAAGAAUGAGAAUAAGUGUGAUUUUGUUGGUUUUUAGAAUAUGGUCUAUAGUGGUGGUGCCCAUUGUAGUGAAGGGUAAAAGUGGAAAUACGACAGUUGGAAGAGUGCCUAGUGUUGUGAAUGUUGGAGCUUUGUUCACUGUGAAUUCGGUAAUCGGGCGGUCUGUGAAGCCGGCUGUUGUAGCUGCCAUUGAUGAUGUUAAUGCUAGUCCAACUGUUCUUAGGGGAACUAAAUUGAACCUUAUUUUGCAUGAUACUAAUUGCAGCGGAUUUCUUGGCACAAUCGAAGCAUUGCAGUUGAUGGAGAAUGAUGUGGUUGCUGCAAUAGGGCCACAAUCCUCUGGUAUUGCACAUGUAAUUUCCCAUGUUGUAAGCGAACUUCACAUACCACUUCUUUCCUUUGGGGCAACAGACCCGACCCUUUCAUCCUUUCAAUUCCCAUACUUUAUACGCACCACACAAAAUGACUACCACCAGAUGUCAGCCAUAACUAAUCUGGUUGAAUAUUUCGAGUGGAAAGAAGUGAUUGCCAUAUUUGUGGACGAUGACUAUGGUCGAAAUGGAAUUUCAGCCUUAGGCGACGCCCUUUCAAAGAAACGAGCAAAGAUUUCCAACAAAGUUCCAUUUACUCCUGGUGCAUCAGAGACUGAUAUUACUGACUUACUAACUGGAGUCAACUUGAUGGAGACUCGGGUUUAUGUGGUUCACGUAAAUCCUGACACGGGUCUCAAGGUUUUUAAUGUGGCAAAGAAGCUUGGGAUGAUGACAAGUGGAUAUGUUUGGAUUACUACUGAUUGGCUUCCUGCAAUUUUGGAUUCAUCUGAACUGCCAGAUCCGGACACCAUGAAUGUCAUACAAGGGGUUGUGUCGUUGCGCCAACAUACGUCGAAUUCAGGUAGCAAGAAAUUGUUUACAAGUAAAUGGAAGGGUAUCAAAGACAAAGAGACAUCUAGCUUUAAUUCAUAUGCAUUCUAUGCUUAUGAUUCUGUUUGGUUACUUGCACAUGCUCUUGAUAACUUCUUGAAUUCUGGAGGAAGUAUAACUUUUUCCUAUGAUUCUAAACUUCGAAGUACCAACAAAAGUGAUCUUCAGUUAUCUGCUCUACGGAUUUUUAACGAAGGACAAAAGCUUCUUCAAACAGUUUUAAACACGACGUUCAUGGGUUUGACCGGCGAGGUGAAGUUUGAUGAAGACAGGAAUCUGAUUCAUCCAGCUUAUGAUGUGGUGAACAUUGGUGGGACAGGAUUACGGACCAUUGGGUACUGGUCAAAUCAUUCGGGUCUCUCAGUUGCUUCACCUGAAUCGUUGUAUUCCAAACCUGCAAACACAUCAGCCAGUGAUCAACGUCUUUAUAGUGUGAUUUGGCCAGGUGAAACGAGUAAAAAGCCUCGGGGAUGGGUUUUCCCAAAUAAUGGAAAGCCUUUGAGAGUUGCUGUACCGUAUAGGUAUAGUUACAAAGAAGUUGUCACAAAAGAUAGUUCUCCAGAAGGGGUAAGAGGAUAUUGUAUUGAUGUUUUUGAAGCUGCGGUGAGUUUACUUCCUUACCCAGUCCCUCAUAAGUACAUCUUAUAUGGUGAUGGUAAAAAAAACCCGAGCUACACCAAUCUCGUGAACGCUGUUGCUGAUAAUACAUAUGAUGCAGCAGUGGGAGAUGUUACCAUCACUACAAACCGGACGAGAGUUGUGGACUUUACACAGCCGUAUAUGGAAUCCGGGCUGGUCGUAGUUGUUGCAGUCAAAGGAACAAAACCCAAACCAUGGGCAUUUCUGAAGCCGUUCACCAUCGAAAUGUGGCUUGUAACCUUUGGGUUCUUUCUUUUUGUUGGAUCUGUUGUUUGGAUCCUUGAGCAUCGGUUGAACCAUGAAUUUCGUGGACCACCGAGUCAACAAGUCAUGACGAUCUUCUGGUUUAGCUUCUCAACGAUGUUUUUUUCACACAGAGAGAACACGGUGAGCACGUUAGGACGGUUAGUUCUGAUUUUGUGGCUGUUUGUAGUGUUGAUUAUUAAUUCAAGUUACACAGCCAGCUUGACCUCAAUUCUCACAGUACAACAACUGACUUCACGCAUUGAAGGGAUAGAUAGUUUGAUCUCAAUGAAUGAGCCGAUUGGAGUUCAAGACGGAACUUUUGCUUAUAAUUACAUGGUUCGAGAGCUAAAUAUCGCGGAAUCUAGAAUCAAACCGUUGAGAGGUGAGGAGGAGUAUGUAAAUGCCCUUCGUUUAGGUCCCAAAAGUGGUGGUGUGGCUGCCAUUGUUGACGAGCGUCCAUAUAUUGAGCUUUUCAUGCGUUAUACCAAGUGUGAGUUUAGAAUCGUUGGUCAAGAGUUUACCAAAAGCGGCUGGGGAUUUGCAUUCCAGAGAGACUCUCCUCUAGCAGUUGACCUAUCAACAGCCAUCCUCCAACUCUCAGAAAACGGAGACCUACAACGAAUUCACGACAAAUGGCUGUCAGCUGCUUCAUGCUCGUCUCAAACAACUGAUGUCCCAGAUGAAAACAGCCUCUCUCUCAGUAACUUCUGGGGUCUAUUCCUUAUCUGCGGCAUUGCGUGCUUCAUUUCUCUUAGCAUUUUUUUCUGUAGGAUGUUGUGUCAGUACCGUCGGUUCAAUCCUGAUGAAGAAGAGCCUCACGAGAUUGUGGAGCCGGAGACAGCUAGACGUGCCGCUAGACGACCCUUACGAGCCAUUAGCUUCAAGGAUUUGAUAGAUUUUUAUGAUAAGAAAGAGGCAGAGAUCAAGGAAAUGCUCAGGAGAAAUAAGGGUCAUGUGAGUAGGGACUCGGAUGAGCAUAGUGGUUCGUUUUCCUAAGAUAGAAAGUUAUAUACUCGUAAUCUAAUGCAGCUUAGUAGUUAAAAGAGUUGCAUUGAUACCAUAACAAAAUACAUAGCAUAGUGUUGUUGACCAUAUUUACUAAUAUACUGAUUACUUUAUGAUUAUGAUGGAGUAUAAAUCAAAGGUUUAUCAUACCCA